AUGAAUCCAACGGAUAUAAUUCCCGAUAGUGAUCCAUCGAGUAAUGAAGAAGCAUUACCCAGUGAAAUUGUUGAACGGGCGAACGAAGUUCGGAACAAUUUGCUAUCUGUCAAAUCCCGAGACAAACACGCUAUUAACAUCCAUGAUCAUGCGGGUGUAAUUGCUUUUUUAAAACAAAAGCAUAAAGGUUACACACCUAAAAAAUCGAAGGUGUUGAAUACGGAGGAGAUUGACCAAUUCAUUACUGAAGCCCCAAAUUGUGAAUUUCUCGCAAUAAAGGUUGCUUUGAUUUUUGGAGUGUCUGGUGCACGCAGGAGACAAGAAUUGUGUGACACUACCAUCGAUAACAUCAUAGAUAAAGGGGACAUGAUCAUAGUCAAUGUUCCUAGGACCAAAAAUGAUAAACCAAGAUCUUUCAUUGUUCAGGGACAAUUUUACGAAUUAUAUAAAACUUACGCAUCACUCCGUCCACCUAAAGUGACUACUCAAAGAUUUUUCCUAAAUUACCGAAAAGGGAAAUGUACAUCCCAAGUAAUAGGAAUUAACAGUUUGGGGAACAUGGCUGAGGUCGUAGCUACUUAUUUAAAACUAGACAAUCCAGAAUUAUAUACGGGGCAUACGUUUAGGAGGACUGCAGCGAUCAUUCUAGCUGAUACAGGAGCUAAUAACAGGGAGUUGAAAAAUCUUGGAGGAUGGAAAUCCGAUGCUGUAACUGAAGGCUACAUUGAAAAUUCCAUUCAAAAUAAAAAACGAGUCGGAAAUCAAAUAAUGAACGCCAUAAUAAAGCAACCUCCACACGGAGAGAAAAUUCAUAGAAAAAUUACUGUGCUCAGCACUACAAUCGACGUGUGA
Messenger RNA from Chelonus insularis, 852 nucleotides. RefSeq lists its product as uncharacterized. Gene Ontology annotation, molecular function: DNA binding. Bases 1 to 852 code for a protein of 283 amino acids. The transcript has 3 exons. The record is from RefSeq and is a predicted model, not a curated record. NCBI's taxonomy places the organism in Eukaryota, Metazoa, Arthropoda, Insecta, Hymenoptera, Braconidae. Gene Ontology annotation, biological process: DNA integration; DNA recombination.